Molecule: messenger RNA, 3054 nt
Organism: Miscanthus lutarioriparius
Lineage: Eukaryota; Viridiplantae; Streptophyta; Magnoliopsida; Poales; Poaceae
Source: the annotation of a GenBank genome assembly
AUGGAGCUCUCGAAGCAGGCGCGGGGCAGCGGGCCGGCUUCGCGACCGUUGCCAUCGGCGGCCCUCAAUUCCAAGCAGCCCGCGAACCACGCCAUGGUUGGCCCUGGCAACUGGGGGGUGCAAGUGCCAACCAGCGCCUACCUGAUCGUGCCCAUGGGUGGGCAGCCGGCGCAGGUUGGUGCGUCUAGUCCCAACGCGUCGCACCAUCCUGGGGCGAGGCCUGUGAGUAGGGUGUCCUUGAGGCCGCCGCAGCAGGUGCUGAGUGUCCAGCCGACUUUGCCAGUGAUUCUUGCAUCACCAGCUCCGUCUGUUAUGAGAAAGAAGGUGGCAGCAUCGCCCAAGGUUCAGAUGUUGAAGCCAGUCCCAUCCCAGGUACCACCUGCUUGCAAGGGUUUUGUGCAAAAGGGGCCUCUAUUGAAAGCACAUCCACAGUUGUCUGACUCUGAGACCGUGAGAUCAAAGUUCAGGGAGAAUCUAGGUGCUGCCUUGUGUGUGGAUUCUGAUCAGCAGAUUGUGCAGAAAUCUGCUGGAAAUAUUUCAACUUUUAGAUCUGCCUGUGAGACAAAGCAUGCAGACGGUGGUACAUUGCAGAAACCAAGCACAUGCAUAACCCUGAAUGAAGGUAAAGCUCAUACUGGUACUGGCCCCAAAUCUGUUGGUAGCAUAAACGAACAACAUGAUACGUUAAGCGGUGGAAUUUUGGGAUCAAACAUGGCCAUCAAAGUGAGUGAAGAUGCACAGGAACAAUCAAUACAUGUUUGUUUGGAAAAUGAUGUAUCGGGUAACAGCACUGUUGCUUCAGAUGAAUUUUUGCAACGCCAUGGGCCUCUCUGUGCUCCUGACAUUGUCGUUGGAGCUUCUGAAUCCAUUUCACCGCUUAAUUCAAAGAGAGCCACAACUUCUGAUACUGAUGAUGGGGCUACUGUACUUCUGAAUGAGCCUGAGUAUAAAAGAACAAAGACUUCAGAUGGUGUAACAUGGGAACAGAAGGGUAUAGUUCUAAAGGGGCAAUCUUUGGCACUUAGAAUUGAAGAGGAUCUGUUCAAACUAUGUGGAGGGGUGAGUAAGAAAUACAAGGAAAAAGGCAGAUCACUUUUGUUUAAUUUGAAAGAUAAAAGUAAUCCUGUGCUGAGGGGACGGGUCUUAUCUGGUGAGAUUACACCCAAAUGUCUAUGUUCAAUGAUUACUGAAGAACUUGCUUCAAAGGAGCUUUCGGCUUGGCGGCUGGCUAAAGCUGAAGAGCUUGGUAAGAUGGUUGUUCGUCCUAAUAGAGAAGUGAACAUUCAACGAUUGGUGAGGAAAACACAUAAAGGUGAAUUUCAUCUUGAAGUGGAGGAGACUGAUAGCAUUUCAGUCGACGAUGAGCUCAGAGGUGAUUUGCUUUCUCAUAUUCCAUCAAAAUCUAUUGAAGGUCGAAUCAAAUGUGAUGAUGGAGUAAGUGUACACACGGGAGACAUGGAACCUGAUAACACUGUGCAAUAUGGAUUUGCUGGGAUUGGCAACAAGAAUCUUCCAGAAAUUGUGUGUCUGGAUGAUUUCGUGGAGGCCCCUGAUUCUGAUAUACCCUUGGAAUGCCAUUCCACUGAAACUGCACAAGAUGAUCCUAAUUUUACUGAUAGAUCUUUCCACACGUUGAAGCCAGAGAAAAAUCAUAUAGGGGAGGAUAAUGCUGCUCCAUCAGAGUUCGGAUGCACAUAUGUUGCACCAUCACCACAAGAUAAUUGUCAGGUCCGCAUAAGAUCACCCAAAAAUGGAUCAAUUCGCAUCUUGAGUCCGGCAAAACAACCAAAGGGAGGUUUGUUAAUCAAAUCUUCCCCUGAAAAGAUGGAUGCUGAAAUACCUGAUACUGGAUGUGCUAUGCAGUCAAAGGCAAUUUCUUUAUGGGAGGGAACAAUUCAGUUAAAUUUGUCUUCACGUAUAAAUGUUGUAGCUAUCUUCAAAAGUGGUGAAAAGCCAUCAACAAAUGAGUGGUGCCGCUUUGUUGAGAUCAAGGGAAGAGUGAGUCUUACUGCUUUUCAAGACUUCCUUGAACAACUGCCUAAAUCCAGGAGCCGUGCUGUAACGGUAACUGAGUUGCGUUGGAAGGAGGGUUCUCAUGAAAGUGGUCGGCAGCAAUUCAUGCAGACAAUUGACUCAUAUAUUGCAGAUGAGAGAGUAGGACUCGUAAAGCCUGCCGAAGGGGUGGAUCUCUACGUAUGCCCUUCUCAAGGGAAGACAGCUCAGGUUCUCACAGAUCACCUGCCAAAGGAGCACUCGGGCAUCCCAACUGUGACCGGAGGAGUACCUGUUAUUGGUGUCUUUGUGUGGCAGAGGCACCGUGUUUGUACCCAAACACCCACAAGGCGUGAGGGUUCCACGGUGCAGUCGUCUAUGCCCAUCUCAAGGAAGCAGCAGGCUGUGAUUGCUACGACUUCCGUGCCCAUGUCUUCCCAGCUUACCAGACCUGCCUCCCAAUUUGUCCACCCCAAUGAGCAUCAUUGCCUUGAGUAUGAUGCUACCUACGAUGUUCCUCUGGGCUUUGGCCAAGGCGUCGUCAAGGAUGACAAUGACCUUCCUGUAUAUGACCGUGCUAGCAUCUCAAGCAGAUCCCUGUCCCCAAAUGAAGCUAUGCCAUAUUCCUACGGGAGGCAGCAGCAUGGGCAGGCUCCUUCUCCCCCAAUGGACCUAGUCAGUCAACUGGUUCGCAAGUUUGGAGGAAUGUAUGAUUCAGCCCAGCCCUGGGAUCGCAGCCAUGACGACUUACCAGAAUGGGAUCCAAGCUUGAGUGGUCGCCGGUAUAAUGCAAGGCAGCAGCAGCCUGUGUUGCCAUGCCCCUUGUCCCAGGCUUACACUCUGGCUCAGGAACAUGCCAUGACCGUGCAGUGGCCCUGGAAUCACCAUGCUGAAGCUCUAUCCGUGCAGCCUGGCUGGCAGUCCCAGCCCUCAGUGGCAAGACAUCCGGCAGGGGACCAGGUUUGUUGUGGAGCCCGACGUGGUUGUGCCCAAGCCGACCUCACUGAGAGGAGCCAGGGAGCCAUGGCUUGGAAGUUGGAAGCCGCACUAGCAAGUAGUUGA